Messenger RNA from Haliotis rufescens (red abalone), 1086 nucleotides. RefSeq lists its product as uncharacterized. The transcript has 4 exons. NCBI's taxonomy places the organism in Eukaryota, Metazoa, Mollusca, Gastropoda, Lepetellida, Haliotidae. The record is from RefSeq and is a predicted model, not a curated record. Bases 574 to 918 code for a protein of 114 amino acids.
GGAACAGGUUCAACUUUAUGAACUGGAUGUGAACCAAACGAAAACCAAUCCAUGUCAGCUUUCAACUGCGAUACCAAAGAAGCCCCGACCGAGCAUUUAAAAUAUCAUGUGUCAAUUUCACUAACCUUUGUCGUGCCAUUUCCAAAAUAUGUGUACCUCAUGGCCGAAAUUAACGACUUCAAAUCAAUCCCCAAUACAUCACUAUCAAACACUGCUUUGACAUUUGCAUCGCAUUUUUUCUAAGCAGUAUUAGCUUAACGGGCGAGAACGCCAUUCACCGAACUCCGAUCAAACAGGGUGUCGCUAUUAACAAACACUGGUGCGGAGUACAGUCAUGACAGUCGUCACGGGUGACUCGGUCAAAAGACGCUCAUGCAGAAACACGUAGCUUCUGUGUUAUGAUAACAAGUAUACAUCCACCCGAAUGUUGUGAUCACGUGACGACCUUGUGACGUGGACCGAGGUCACAUCGUUGUCACCCCGUCAUUGAAGACAGCGACGACGACCAAGGAGCACGUUGACGGCGAAAUGAACAGUGUUUUCUGUAUUUAAGCCUCGCUUCCGUUUCUCGAAAUGACGUCACAUCCGGCGGACCACGACGAGGACUAUCACGAAUCCGUUUCUUUUCAAGCUCCUCGAGAAUGGGCCACAGCAUCCAGCAAAGCGCAUCCUUCUUCCGCUGGACCACUUCCAUGGCGAUAUACCCGCGCCCAUUCCACACUCUCCGGGAACACUGCAUGGAGCUUGAGGGAACCGCACCUGUUGAGACGAGACAACGACGUCGUGGUGACGUCGACACGCAUCACCAGCUGUCUUCACGACGUCAUCAUCGCUAUUGGCAUCGUCGCGGUUCUCUCCAUCAUCGCCCUGGCUUUCAUUGCAACGGUCGGCCUCAAUAACCAGGCGUCUGUCACGUGACAUGUGAAGACCAUUCUCGGUGUCGGAGGGCUCAUUACGCCUCAAUCAAGCUGCUCAACGUGUUCACUAUUUCGCAAAUCGAUGUCUACAUCUUCCGUGUUUCAAACUGCGUUAUGUAAUCGUUUUAUGUCGAGAUGUCGUAUUUUUCGAUUAAACUAUCUCGUACAA